ACGCUAGUACAAACUACAUAUCCCACGGUUCUCUGCGCAAGUAGGGCUACACGCUGCUCUCCACGCACUCCAUGCUGCCCAAACGAUAAAUGUGGUCCUUGAAUGACACAGUCAAUGGCACAGUUGCGUGGCCCUCAGGAAUGAGGAGGGCGGUUUUAUCUACGUGUAACUUUCAACCCUGUGUUUGACUGUGCACAGUAACAGAAAGGAGAAGGCAACAGCAAUGCAGCACAUCAUAACACCUAGGACACUGUGGAGGCUGGCAAGAGUGCGCUCAUUGUUAGUGGGCGUCACACUCCCAGCUGAGCCACCGGUAGCAUUUUGUUGCUGCAACCUUCGUCCAGCACCGUCCCCACAAACUGUAGGCUGGCAUUGGCUCUCAACCUCAGCCUCCAGUAGGCUACCAAGUCAGCCAAAAGACCAAGCACCGCAGGAAAAGCCUCCACCACAGGAAGAGACUGGACCUGUUCCUGCAGAGGUGGAUCCCCUGCACGACAAAUCUACCGGCCUGGUUCAAAGGUUUAAAAAGACCUUCAAACAGUACGGGAAGGUGAUGAUUCCCGUGCAUCUGGUGACAUCCUCUGUCUGGUUCGGGUCCUUCUAUUAUGCUGCUAUGAAAGGUGUAAAUGUAGUGCCGUUCCUGGAGUUGAUUGGCUUACCAGAGUCCAUAGUUGGCCUUCUGAAGGACUCUUCGAGUGGAUAUGCUCUGACCGCCUAUGCCAUGUACAAGAUUGCUACACCUGCUAGAUACACAGUGACUCUGGGUGGCACUUCACUAUCUGUCCAAUAUCUCCGCAAGCAUGGAUACUUCUCCACACCACCGCCAGUUACAGAAUACAUUCAGGACAAGAUGGAGGAGACCAAGGACAAGUUUACAGAAAAGAUGGAGGAGACCAAGGGGAAGUUCUCAGAGAAAAUGGAGGAAACUAAAGAGCGUUUCUCUGAGAAAAUGGAAGAGACUAAGGAUAAACUUUCUGAGAAACUCCAGGAAACCAAAGACAGAGUCUCUGAGGGAAAAUCCUUCUUUAAAAAGAAAAAAGAUCACUGAAUGUGAACCUACAUGAAGCACUUGAAAACUCAGUCAUCGUCACCUGUGUGUAGAAGUCUAUCAAAGCCUUCUGAAGGUUACACGUCGACUAAGUCUUUCUAAUAAGUUUUUUAUCUGAUAGCCAAAGCUAAUCUGUGUGAGAUGGUUUCCUGCGCUUCGUGCUGUCAGCUGAUGGUGUUUGUCUGCAGCAUGUUUGCACGACUAACAGAAUUCAGUCAACUUGUAUUUGUACGUAAACGGAGAAAGCAGAAUAUUGAUGUGGCUACAAAAUGAUCCAAACACUGAUUUCUGUCUUUUCUGGCUAUUUGGAAGGUUAAAUUCUCUGGUUUCAAAUGGAGAACUAGACAAACUCUAAUUUUGCCAGUUUGACUUCUCAUUGAUCUGAUUUCUCUUCAAAGCACUGAAGCAGUGACGCUACAUGAACUAACAUUGAUAAAUAAAUGGAAUGAAAAGAAA
Molecule: messenger RNA, 1504 nt
Organism: Betta splendens (Siamese fighting fish)
Lineage: Eukaryota; Metazoa; Chordata; Actinopteri; Anabantiformes; Osphronemidae
Gene: fam210aa
Product: family with sequence similarity 210 member Aa
Exons: 4
Coding region: 224-1048 (274 amino acids)
Cellular component (GO): mitochondrion
Source: RefSeq, a predicted model, not a curated record